AUGGCUCAACAACCUGGAGAUCUCUUGGAUCCCUUCACCAAAGACCACGCAGCUUCCUUGGAUGCCGCCGACCCCCUGUCACAUUUCCGUUCAGACUUCUAUAUUCCAACUCUAGCAGACCUGACGAGGCCGACGCUGGCCACACCCCCUGAAGAACAGCCUUCACCACCGUGCACUUACCUGUGCGGCAAUUCCCUCGGCGUCCAACCCGUCCGGACAGCAGACCUCAUCAACGCCUUUUUGACCCAAUGGCGCACCAAAGCCGUCAUCGGCCACUUUGUCGAGCAGGCCGAUUCUCCCUUACCACCGUUCCUGCAUAUCGACGAUCACGCGGCAAAGCUCAUGGCGCCGGUCGUGGGCGCACGCGAACACGAGGUCGCUGUCAUGGGCUCGUUGACUGCGAACCUGCAUCUUCUGAUGUCAAGCUUCUAUCGUCCGAGUAGGAAGGGAGAGGGCCGGUGGAAGAUCCUGCUUGAGGGCAAGGCUUUCCCGAGCGACCAUUACGCCGUGGAGUCGCAAAUUGUGCAUCACGGCCUGGACCCCGCCGAGGCCAUGGUCCUGUUGGAACCGGCAGAUGCCCGUUUUCCAACCUUGCCUACGGAACAGAUCCUACAGACCAUCGACCAUCAUGCUUCAGAACUUGCGUUGAUCCUUCUUCCCGGCAUUCAGUUCUACACUGGCCAAUACUUCGACAUCCAAACCAUCACUGCUCAUGCCCAUUCACAUGGGAUCUUGAUAGGUUGGGACUGUGCCCAUGCCGCCGGAAACGUCGAUCUGAAACUUCACGACUGGGACGUCGACUUUGCCGCUUGGUGCAAUUACAAAUAUCUCAACUCGGGCCCGGGAGCAAUGGCUGGCAUCUUUGUCAACGAACGAUUCGGGAACGUCGACAUGGAGAGUCCCGCAGAAAAAUUCUGGCCGCGUUUAACGGGCUGGUGGGGAGACGAUAAGUCCAGCAGAUUCCAAAUGACGAACAAAUUCGUCCCCAGACCCGGGGCUGCAGGUUACCAGGUUUCCAACCCAAGCGCGCUUGACCUUGCCGCAGUCGUUGCUUCACUACAAGUGUUCAAUGAGACGUCCAUGGAACAGUUGCGAGAGAGGUCUGUAAGGUUGACCCUCUAUCUAGAGCAACUCUUGGACGCGAUGGCCCUGAGAAAGCCUGGUGUUUUCGACAUCAUUACUCCCAGAAAUCCCAGAGCGAGAGGGGCACAGCUGAGCAUUCGAUUGGCGCCUGGCCUGCUUGAUACUGUGCUGGAGCACCUUGAACGGGAGGGUGUUGUAGUGGAUGAGAGAAAACCCGACGUUAUCAGAGUCGCGCCAGCUCCGUUGUACAACUCCUUCACAGACGUGCUCCGCUUUUCCCAGAUCUUGGAAGCUGCUCUAGAGAAGGCAUCGGGCUGA
Molecule: messenger RNA, 1401 nt
Organism: Capronia epimyces CBS 606.96
Lineage: Eukaryota; Fungi; Ascomycota; Eurotiomycetes; Chaetothyriales; Herpotrichiellaceae
Product: kynureninase 1
Exons: 3
Coding region: 1-1401 (466 amino acids)
Biological process (GO): NAD+ biosynthetic process
Cellular component (GO): cytoplasm
Molecular function (GO): pyridoxal phosphate binding; kynureninase activity
Source: RefSeq, a predicted model, not a curated record